GCACUUGGACUUGCACACUAUAUACUCGAUGGCCUAUUACGGUGGCAUUGAAGGCGGAACUACUGGCUCUCGAAUGGUACUUCUGAAUGCUGAAGGCGCGCAGGUCGGCUACUCAGAAGGUCCGCAUACAAAUUAUUGGCACAUAGGAAUGCAAGAGGCAGCAAGACGUGUUGUGAUGCUUACGGAGGACGCAUUGGUUAGCGCUGGUCUGCCAAAGGAUACCAAACUGAAAUCGUUGGGACUAGCUCUGAGCGGCGUGAACACAGAGCUCAAUCAAUGGCAAAUCACCGAUGCUGUCCGCUCUGUGGCACCAAAUAUUGCCGACAAGAUAUACGCAUGCAACGACGCCGUGGGAGCCCUGGUUACUGCAACUGAUGGAGACGCAAUGGUGUUGAUAUCUGGCACUGGUUCAAUCUGUGCAUUGAUUCGGAAAGACAUGACCCUAAUUCGCAUUGGGGGGCUGGGUUACCUUCUCGGUGAUGAGGGAUCAGCUUUUUGGGUCGCACACCAGGCUAUCAUGUCUUAUAUAAAAGUGACAGAAGGGUUUCAUCAUGUACGACAUAGCAUGAUACGGUUAGCCGAAGCGAUUCGCAUGCAUUUCAAAAUCAGGCGACACGACGAAUUAUUGGCCCACUUCAACGAGAAUAUCGACAAAACCUAUAUAGCGCAGUUAUGCUACCCGCUUGCUCAAGCCGCUCACGAAGGAGACCAAUACUGCAUAAAACUCUUCUACAAUGCCGGAGUUCAUUUGGGAAGACAUGUGUCGGCAGCCGUACGUCACGCCGAUAAGGAGGGUCUUAUUGGACCAGAGGGCAUUGAUGUAGUGUGUUGUGGGUCCGUCUUCAAAAGCUGGAGUUUGCUGGAAGCGGGUUUCUACGCUGGUUUGAAACCCAAACACCGUAACGACUGUCGACGUGGCCGCAUAAUCCUUCGUCUCUUACAAAAGACAGCUGCUAUCGGUGCGACUAUUUUGGCCGCCAGGUUAGAACUGGGUGUUAACCUUCCGCGGCCCGAUAACGUGACCAAUGUGCUUUGUGAAAUCGAUCUGGAAGAACAGGAUAAACGAAACAAUUAAUGAAACUUGCCUCCGGUCAGUAGAACUAUUACAAGUUUUUCCUACCGUUUCUACGACGAGUGCUCGGUAUUAUGCAUAGUGUAAAGAAACCAAGUCUUUCGACGGUGUACAACUGUAAUUGGUAUUUGUAACUUAUGCACACUUCAAUAUCACUACCUCGAGUUUUUGAAGGCGGACAACAUUUUAUUUGGCGGCACGAAAAUUGCUUUUUUGAUUUUCGCUCACUGCCCUACUUCGUAAAGGUUCAUUAUGAAAUGCAGCCCUCAGUUUGGCAACCAAUGACGAAACAUGAUUCCAUUUGGUUGUAU
This is a messenger RNA of Dicrocoelium dendriticum, 1383 nucleotides long. Lineage: Eukaryota; Metazoa; Platyhelminthes; Trematoda; Plagiorchiida; Dicrocoeliidae. The record is from the annotation of a GenBank genome assembly.